AUGAGUCUGACUGCGGAUGAACUAGACCCCCUUCGAGAGGAAGGCAACACCGAUUCUGUUGCCAAGACCUAUCUGGAUUCUGUUACAUUCUAUUGGUACCAUGUCAACCGUCCUUUCGAAGCUAAUAGACUCGUCUUCUGCAAUCGGGCAUCUCGUUGUCUGGCGGUUGGGCUGGCUACAUUUGUUGACUCGCGCCACAGCGCGGCUAGGCGCUCCUAA
This is a messenger RNA of Protopolystoma xenopodis, 219 nucleotides long. The record is from the annotation of a GenBank genome assembly. NCBI's taxonomy places the organism in Eukaryota, Metazoa, Platyhelminthes, Monogenea, Polystomatidea, Polystomatidae.